AUGCGUGAGACAUAGGGAAUAGCAUAAAAUAGGUUAAACCCUCAACUCUUCUCCACUCUCCACUUAGUUACUUUCACUCACACUCUUAACCUAACAUCCCCAACACGUCGUCGUUUUACGCCUCCUAUUUCUCAAACUCAAUGUCGGCCACUGGUGGCGCCGCUAUAUCCGGCGGAAACCGCACCCGGAAUCGCCACCUCGGAGAUAAUCGAUUCUACAGCCCCCCGCCCCUCCGCAAACACAGGGAGAAGCAGCACCACCCCAACCACCAGUACCACCACCACCACGACCCGCCGCAGAGGUCCUCGCUUUCCAGAACCUCGUCGGAGAACAGGCCCGGCUCCUCCUCCGAUUGCUCGAUUUCUUCGCGCGCUACAUCUGACAUCUCCAAUUUGGAUCGCUUCUUGGAGUACACCACUCCCCUUGUUCCCGCCCAAUAUCUCCCCAAGACAAGCUCUAAGAAGUGGAAGCCAACGGAGGCCGAGUUACAUCCAUACUUUGUGCUUGGGGACUUGUGGGAAUCUUUUAAGGAAUGGAGUGCAUAUGGGGCGGGUGUACCUCUGAUGUUGAAUGGGAGUGAAUCCGUGACGCAGUAUUACAAUGUUUCCUUGUCUGCCAUUCAGCUCUACAUUGACCCAUCAAAACCUUCUUCACGGUUAAGGAAGCCUAGUCAAGAAAGUGAUUCUGAAUCAGCAAGAGAGACAAGCAGUGAUAGCAGCAGUGGUUAUUGUCAUGAACGAGGAACAAAUAGCAUCCCUAACAUUAGGAAUCAUCUUAACAUAUCAGAUGCCAACAAUCAUGGUCUGGAAAGGGUGUCAGGAAGUAUGCCUUUUGUGAGUUCAUCUAGUGAUGAGACUCAGAGCUGCAACCCACCUGGUCAGAAAAUAUUUGAAUACUUUGAGCGUGAGACACCUUAUAAUCGUGCUCCAUUAGCAGACAAGAUUUCUGAUCUUGCACGUCACUUUCCAGAGUUAAAGACAUACUGGAGCUGUGAUCUCUCACCUGCUAGUUGGGUUUCACUGGCUUGGUAUCCAAUAUAUAGAAUACCUACUGGUCCAACGCUACAGAGCCUGAGUGCCUGCUUCCUGACCUACCAUUCCCUGUCGACGGCUUUGCAGAGUCCAAAUACUGAUGGGCUUCAUAUCCAUUAUUCAAGAGGUAGGGACAUAUCAUCAAAGUUAUCCCUGCCAAUCUUUGGGCUUGCUUUUCACAAGUUCAAAGUUUCUGUCUGGGAUCCUGAGGGGGUUUCCGAAUGUCAGAAAGCCAAUUCUCUGAUGCAAUCUGCCGAAAACUGGCUCAGGCGAUUGCGUAUUGAACAUCCUGAUUAUAAUUACUUUAUUACCCGUUGUACAUAUCUGAGAUGAGCAAAGAUAUAAUUUUUUCUUACCUUGUUUUUUAUUUCAAAAACAGAAGCUGCCCAGCUCCUGCCUAAUAUACUGUGUUGUCCAUUAAUUGAACAGUUAUUUUUCCGGAAGGCUAUACAUAAACUUUAGGAUCACUUGUUUUCCUAAAAUAGUACAGAAGGGUUUGUGCCUCUUUAAGUAUUUCAGGAAAAGAGUAGGCAUUGAAAUUUAUACGUUCUUCAUUUGAGGAUGGUCUACUUUUGUAGUUCUGUUCUUCACAGGAUGUCAAGUCUUUUUAACCAAGAUUUUCUUCUUUUUUGUGGCUUGUCUAGAUCAUAGGGUAAAGAGCCAAAGUCUAUGUAAAAGAACUUAUUUCACUUA
Messenger RNA from Arachis ipaensis, 1724 nucleotides. Its product is annotated as heat shock protein, putative (DUF789). The record is from RefSeq and is a predicted model, not a curated record. NCBI's taxonomy places the organism in Eukaryota, Viridiplantae, Streptophyta, Magnoliopsida, Fabales, Fabaceae.